AUUACCACAAAUCUUUAAGUUUGGUAAAGGAGGGCUGCUUGCAGCAAGCGAAUUUACUUAACCACGGACCUUAAAGGCCAACAGCCAAGCACCCAAAUGCUUACAUCUCAUACAUUAAACUUCAAACAUAGAUAUCAGGUUGCCGCUCCAUGCCGGCGAAACGGCGCGCAAGCAUGCCGGCGAACCGCAGGCGCGAAGCGCAUUCGGUUCUCGCUUGUGCUGUGGGCGACGUCGGGCGAUGCAAAACCAUCCGUGGCACCAUCCAAGGUAGCGGCGCCAGUGGACUUCUCGUACCGCGUCGCUGCCAAGCAGGCCGCGUCCAAGCUUCGCCUCGACUCCUUCCUAGUGGAGCAGAUAGCAGCAGAGCUAGCCGCAGUGCCCAGCUCCGCUCAGGACGUGUCACGCGCCAAGGUCCAGGCGAGCAUUGCGGCGGGCCUGGUGGCCGUGAACGGCCGACCGGUCAGCAAGGCGGGCCAGCAGCUGCGCGCUGGCGACACGGUGACCGCGAGCCUGCUGCCGCCGCCGCCCAUGCAGGCAAUCCCCGAGCCCAUCCCUCUGGACAUAAAAUACGAGGACGAGCACCUACUCGUUAUCAACAAGCCUGCCGGCAUGGUCGUCCACGUGGCGCCAGGCCACCACACGGGCACGCUGGUGAACGCGCUGCUGCACCACUGCUCGCUACCCGCCCUGGACCUGGCGCCCACCGAGCCCGGCGGCGUGGUGGCUGUAGCAGGCAGAAGCAGCGGCGGCGGAGCAGGAGCAGGAGAGGAGCAGGAGGCAGAUGAGCUUGAAGAGGAGGACGAGGAGGAGGAGGAAAGUGCGCAGCUCGGCAGUAGCAGGCUGCUUAGCAGCAGCUCUGCAAGCAGCAGCAGCAGUGGCAGCAGAAUCCUGCGUCCGGGCAUCGUGCACCGAAUCGACAAGGGCACGAGCGGCCUGAUCGUCGUUGCAAAGACGGAGACGGCACUCACAAGACUGCAGGCGCAAUUCAAGGCAAGAACGGUGGACCGGCUGUACCUGUCGAUGACAGUGGGCUGCCCCUCGUCCAGGUCCGGGCGCGUGGAGACCAACAUAUCCCGCGACCCAGGCGACCGCAAACGCAUGGCAGCCGCACCGUACGGCGGCACUCGCGGCCGCACCGCCGCCAGCAGCUACCAGGUGCUGGAGCCGCUGGCGGGCGGCGGCUGUGCGUUGGUGCAGUGGAAGCUGGACACGGGGCGGACACACCAGAUCAGGGUGCAUGCUAAGCACAUGGGCCACCCGCUGCUGGCGGACGACACGUAUGGCGGCGGCGGCCCCGCGGCGCUGUCGGCGGUGGCCAAGGGCGGCGCGAGGUCCGUUGAGGAGGUCAAGGCCUGUUUGGAGCGACUGGGCCGGCCAGCGCUCCACGCGCUGACGCUGGGUUUCAGCCACCCAGUCAGCGGGAAGCGGCUGUCGUUUGAGCAGCCGCCACCGGAGGACUUUGCCAGCGCAUUGGAGCAGCUGCGCGGGCGGUGAGGGGGCGGUGAGGGGGCGGUGAGGCCGGGUCUGCGCUGGGGCGCGGCUGGCCUCUUGUGGGCUGCGGGUGGGCGGCAGGGCUGAAGCUGGGAAGGUGCUGCACUGCUGCUCCCCUCAAGGCUCAAGCCUGAGGUGCGUCCUACUGGCUGUGCGGCUGAGGAGCUAUGGGGAAAAUCUGAGGGUGGCGCACUGACUGGUAGAGCGCUGUUAGCGGGUGAGCGGCUGGCGGCUCAGCGCGGAAGUGGAGGGUGUCAUGGUUGGCGCCGUUGCGGCAUUAGCAGGGUGAACUUCAGGCGGUCACGUGCAGUAGGGUUCGUUGUGUGGUUGCGUGUCGGCGACAGUCAGCGGGCACGCUUGUAGCUAGUAUGUUUCCCAUGACGCACGUGUGGAAGACAGUUUUAUUUAGCAUGCCGGCCACUCGAUGGUUGUAGCAGGUCCCUGUGAAAGUUUGGUCGAUGACAGUCGAGCAGGAAGGCAAACGGGUUCCGACGAUGAGUUUCUUCCCAGACCUUAAGUCUGUAGAGAUAACGAAUUUGUAUCUGUUGGUCCCGGAGCGUUAAUCACAAGGUCUGAAGGCCACCUGCGCUAGCGCUGCGCAACUUGAUCUAGAGCCCUAGCGCGACGGUUGGUUGGGGCGCAUAUUUGCCUUUGAUGCUCCUUAAUUCGUUACCUUGAGUAACAUGAGUCCAGUGCACUCUUUGCCUUUGUUACGGUCAUUUGCGGCAACAUGGCCGAAGCCCGUUUCGCGCCAAUUUGUGCAUUAGUCCGAUUGGGAUGCGUCGAGCUUAAAGCGACAGUCGACCGACCAGGACAGUUAGUGUCCUGCACUUGGGUUGCUGUGGGCGAAUUAGGUUGAGCGUCUAA
Messenger RNA from Chlamydomonas reinhardtii, 2358 nucleotides. RefSeq lists its product as uncharacterized. The coding region runs from base 97 to 1494 and encodes 465 amino acids. NCBI's taxonomy places the organism in Eukaryota, Viridiplantae, Chlorophyta, Chlorophyceae, Chlamydomonadales, Chlamydomonadaceae. Gene Ontology annotation, molecular function: RNA binding; pseudouridine synthase activity. The record is from RefSeq and is a predicted model, not a curated record. The transcript is spliced from 11 exons. Gene Ontology annotation, biological process: pseudouridine synthesis.